Puccinia graminis f. sp. tritici CRL 75-36-700-3 is the source of this 2100-nucleotide messenger RNA. RefSeq lists its product as uncharacterized. Lineage: Eukaryota; Fungi; Basidiomycota; Pucciniomycetes; Pucciniales; Pucciniaceae. The transcript has 2 exons. Bases 1 to 2100 code for a protein of 699 amino acids. The record is from RefSeq and is a predicted model, not a curated record.
AUGCUGCUUGGCAUGGUCGAGUUAUUUGCUUUUGUGAAGGUCCUUGAGGAAGAUUUUGAUGCUGUCAUGCGAGGAGUGUCCAUUGAGUAUGGCUCACAGACAAAAGGACAAACAAAUGUUGCUCAAUCGAUGGGCUGGCCAAAGCUCAAAAAACGAAAACGACACACUCAUGCGAAUGACGGCCGUGCCCCUGAUACUACUGAGAAGCUGGCACUUGACAAUAACCAUGUCAAAAACCGUUCAAAGAAAAUAGGAAGGCCAAGGGGAUCGGUCAAUGUUGACCGCAACCCAUUCACUACAUAUCCUGGCUACUCUGCUUCCAAGGAUCCUCAGCGGCGCAACCAAUGCUGGAUGGCAGCGGCAAUGGAGAGCUUGUAUGCCCUCUACAGUACACUGUGGCUGAAAGGUACCAACGGCACUGGCAAGGACCUGUUCAGUGCCUUGUGCCACCAUUUCAACUCACGCAUCACUUACGAGUUGAACGAAGUUGGCCAGAUUCUAUCAGUACUUUCUAAAGGACAAUCCAAGCUGUUCAAUCUUGCUCGCAAGAAAUAUGAGGGUAGCUUCAUCCCUGGAAGGUUCGCAUCUUGCGACUUCUUCAUCAAGAUUCUCUUGGACACCAAUAAGAACGCUACUUGCUCGCUUAAAGGCCUUUUCACAAUUGAGGAGAAACGUACAUUCAGCUGUGCUGAACACCCACACGAACAACAUCAGCACAUCAAAAAAUCACGGCCGCUUUCAACCAUUUUAAUCAAAAAGGCUCUCUUUGAUUGCAACAAGACUGCCACCAGUGAUGUUGCCAAUCUUAUCCGACAGUGGACAACUUCUGGUAUUCACACCAAUACUGGUCUUCAUUGUUGCUCCUGCCUCCCAUCGAAUCAUCAGGAAAAACAGCCGACCGGCCUUGUCUUGAAGGAUCCACCGACAGCAUCAGAUUCCGCUGGAUUGAAAUCAAACUCUCAACUGGGUUUCACAGGUGGGGUCUCUCCCCCUCAUCUAUAUUUUUUCCUUGAAGUCACAUCAAUAUUUGGCGAAGCAGAACAACGUUCUUUCAUGGCAGUUCAGGAUUGGCCAGCCAAGUUGAACUUUGCAGGUGAGAUUUACACCCUCAUUGCACGCGGAUACUGGACCGGAACACACUACAGGUGCAAGGUAGUCAGAAAUGUUGGGGGCUCAGUGGGUGUUUGGUUGCAUGACGAUCAGCUUAACCAAGGAAACACUCGCUUGAUUGGCACAAAUCCAGCGGAAAUCGGCGGGACGUCUCCAGACACAAGUUAUCUCAUGUACUCACGUAACUGGACAGCUGGCGAGAAUAAGUACAUACAGGCCCAAAUCAAACAAAUAACCAAGGACAACCCACACGUGACAGGCUCUGUUCCAUUUGCUUGCAUUCCUAGGCUUCUGAACGGCUCUGAAAAAGCAAUCCCCAGCUCGGAGAUUCUAAAUACCAGCUCAUCACCUACGGAUGAUGCAAAAUCAACUGCAACUUUGGCCAAGGUUUCGGUUGAGGAGGGAACAAAAACCAUUCAGUCGCCAACAAGCCCCAAUCACGACCACUUGUAUUCCGAUUCGAACAGUGAAUCCGAUGCAAGUUUGGUUGUGCCACCCAAGAAGAGGGGUAGGUAUGUGUCCAAGCCGAAAGCAACCAAACAAAAACCAAUGAAGGCUCCAAAGAAGGCCAAACCAUCGGCUUCCAAGGUCAAAAAAAAAGGUCCGCUCGCUAAACCGGAAGCCUUGAAGGCCAAAUCCAAUGCGGAAAUCCCUUGGGAUCGCAUGUUGGCAUGUCAGAAAGCUGACUCUGAGAAAAACAAGAAAGAAGAAGUUGAAAAUUUGAAGGCAUUAGCACACAGGUGUCCUGGUUUUGGAGAAAAAUACCUGGGAAAUGUUUGCUACCUAUCUUCGUCUGCACCUGCACAAGGAGGCAGACCCCAAAAAACGGAGGUUCGCUCUCGACCCAGCUCUUCACCCAUACUCCCCUCUACCUUGACAAAUGAAGCAUCCGCUGGCACUGGAAACACCAAAGGUCUCAAGGUAUCAUCUGUUCCUCCUCGCCGCCGGAGCUUGAGAAAAAGUGACCCCGCCGCGGGUUCAAGGUUGUAG